Molecule: messenger RNA, 945 nt
Organism: Echinops telfairi (small Madagascar hedgehog)
Lineage: Eukaryota; Metazoa; Chordata; Mammalia; Afrosoricida; Tenrecidae
Product: olfactory receptor 52B4-like
Exons: 1
Coding region: 1-945 (314 amino acids)
Biological process (GO): G protein-coupled receptor signaling pathway
Cellular component (GO): membrane
Molecular function (GO): G protein-coupled receptor activity; olfactory receptor activity
Source: RefSeq, a predicted model, not a curated record
AUGACUACCUUAAACCACACUGGCGUGAGUCACACAGUCUUCCGUUUGCUGGGUGUCCCUGGACUAGAGGACCAGCACAUGUGGAUCUCCAUCCCCUUCAUCCUUUCCUACAUCAUUGCCCUGCUUGGGAACAGCCUGCUCAUCUUCAUCAUCCUCACAAAGCGCAGCCUUCAUGAACCCAUGUACCUCUUUCUCUGUAUGCUAUCUGGAGCAGAUAUUGUUCUGUCCACAUCCAUAGUACCUCAAGCCUUGGCCAUCUUUUGGUUCGAUGCUGGGGAGAUCUCCUUGGACUGCUGCAUCACUCAGGUCUUCUUCAUCACGUCUACCUUCAUUUUUGAGUCGGGAAUCUUGCUGGCGAUGGCAUUUGACCGCUACAUUGCCAUAUGCUACCCACUGAGAUACACAAGCCUUCUUACAUAUUCCCUUAUUGGGAAAAUUGGUGUAAGUAUCAUUUUGAGAAGUAAUGGUACAAUUUUCCCCAUAAUAUUUCUUCUGAAAAGACUAACUUUCUGCAGAAAUAACAUCCUCCCAAAUACUGCCUGUAAACACAUUAUCUUGGCUCGCAUUUCUUGCAAUGAUAUCCGAGUAAAUGUCUGGUAUGGGUUCUUUGUACUGAUGUCAACCCUGGUCUUAGAUGUUGUGAUAAUUUUUGUUUCUUAUGUGCUGAUCCUUCGUGCUAUCUUCCACAUGCCUUCCCAAGAUGCGCGACACAAAGCUCUGAAUACUUGUGGCUCUCACGUCUGUGUCAUCAUCCUCUUUUAUGGGCCUGGGAUCUUCUCAGCCCUUACUCAGAGAUUUGGCCGUCACAUUUCACCCCAUAUUCAUGUCCUCCUGGCCAAUGUGUACAUUCUUGUUCCACCUAUGCUAAAUCCCAUCAUUUAUGGUAUUAAGACCAAACAGAUCCGGGACCAGGUGGUUCAUGUACUUUUUACAAAGCACACAUGA